This is a messenger RNA of Meleagris gallopavo (turkey), 5521 nucleotides long. It is a transcript of the gene TNFRSF4, whose product is annotated as TNF receptor superfamily member 4. Gene Ontology annotation, biological process: inflammatory response. The record is from RefSeq and is a predicted model, not a curated record. NCBI's taxonomy places the organism in Eukaryota, Metazoa, Chordata, Aves, Galliformes, Phasianidae. Gene Ontology annotation, molecular function: protein binding; tumor necrosis factor receptor activity.
CAUUGUUUAUAUCCUGAGAUUCAGUUCUUACUGGAUUUUACUUCACUUAAGAAUUGAGCGCUGUUGUUGAGUAGUUACAGGAGUUAGUUCCAGCAAAUGCUGUUCUCAUGGUUUGUUUCCAGUAAUUGUUGCAGGUAUUCAUGAAUCAGGAGAAAAGAUGAUAGCCAUAUUCCUGAGAUUCCUCGUUCAUCCGUGAUAAUCCAGUAGGUUUUUCAAGGCAUCUCAACCUAGCUAUGCAUUGUUGAGAAUUUAAUCCAGGUUCUCCUGCCAUAAUAGAAUUUUAAGAGCUGUGAAAAGAGCUUGCUUUAAAUGUUAGAGAAUCUCUUCUGCAUCUACUUAAAAAGAAAACUGGUGCCGGGUUUUUUUCUGUGUGCAUUUCAGAGGUUGCACAGAGCAAGGGGCUUCACCUAGAUCUGCGAUUCCUACUGAACUAAAAGUGGUUGUUGAGACUGAUGUAGGUGCUUGUUUUUGUGCAAAUUAGUGAUGCUGAUGAGCUCAUGAACGUUAAGGUUGGGAGAAGGAGGUUCUUUGCUUCUGACAGAGCAGAGUGCAGUCAGCACUUGAAGUUUUUUAAUCAGUCUGUUUUUGGGUAAUCCCUGCCAGUCUUGUGCAACACAAAGGUCAUUCCCACUACUGUCUAAAUAAAGUAUUUUUACUCUGGUUUCAUCUUUACUGUAAAACCCUCUUUCUGAAGGGUUGCCUGAAAAAUCCAAUUAAGAUGUUAUAUUUGAUUAAAUUUAUUCUCUUAAUAUAAUGUAAAUAUAAGUAUUACCAUCUUUCUGUUUCAAUAUUCCCUACUUUUUAUUUGGUUUGUUUUUGUUAAAUGGUUUGUUUCAGAGUCUUUAAAUACAUAUAUCGUUUUGUAUUUUUUCUUUGUGGUUUGGAAAUGUUCUGGUUUUAGGUUUCUCAAUGAAUGGGAAGAGUUGAAACCCAUCAGAGGAGAAUUUCAUUUGUAUUAAAGCAUCCUUAACAAGAAUGUGAGUGCUUCAUUGCUGAUGUAACAUUUUAGGAGUUCUCAGUUUAAAUGUAGGUAGCAGACUCUUAACCAUACCUUGCUUCUGAAUAUCAUGAGUUGGCAUUUUCAGUUUCUUACUGGAAAAAAAAGCCUCAAUAUUGCUGGGGGAAUAAUUGAGUCAUGAGGCGUAGAGCCACCGAAGUGGCACCGAGUGCAAUACUACAGGAGAAGGAGAUUUGGAUAUCUCGUGCAUGCAGAUUGAGUGUGAAGGUGGUUGAGUUCAGCUGCUUCACUUUCCCUCUCAGCUCUGUUUCCUUUUGGAAGGAUGGGCUUUCAGCUGUGACUUCUUUUCCACAGUGCUUGUUUUCCAGAAUGCUUGGAAAACAGGAGAAGUAGAAAAUUACCCGUUUGCCUUAGUAUUCUGUUUUCCCUGCCAUGUUUAAACAGACUCAUAGAAAUUGAAGACAUGAAAAGUAGCAUUUCUGCUAAAAUAGACCAAGGUUGCUGCUGUUCAGACCUUUCUGAUACUGUGGGUAACUGGGAGUCCAAGUAUAAGUCUGUUCCAGUUAGAUCUUUUAUGUUUACGUGUAGAUAGACAAUAGAUCCCCUUUAAGCAGUCUACGUGUGUUUUUUAACCGACGAAAAUAAAAUAUCCGGUUACUGGGAAUGUCUCGUUUAUUUGGGCUUAAUGUAAGAGUUGUUGAAGUCUCUUGGCAUGGGAAGACCUUGAAAUUUAGGUUCUGUAUUAGCAGGAUUCCAGUAAUGAACCUGGAAGAUGUAAGCCGUUGAUUUCCUAGUGUGAUCACCUUAUUUUUUACUACAUGUCCUUCUUUAGGUGAGAGGUGGACUGCAGUGUCUGUGCUGUGUAAAAAUAGGCAUCAAAGGUGGCUGGUACGUAAAUAUUGCAUCCUUUGCUUUCACAGUGCACGCCUCUACCAGAAAAAAAUUCCCUCCGUUGGAGCAAAUGGUAAAAGUGACACCAGUCUCUCUUUUUGAGUCAGGAGCAUACAUACCUCUCUCCGAUGGCAGUGCAGGGUGUGUGACGUUAUUACAAGUCCAGAUGAAAACUGUGCAAGUACAUCUCACAGCUUGUGCUAGUUUGGAGGAUGAUACAGAGGUGACUUCCUAAGCAGAGAAAGGUACUAACAAUGUUGGUUUUUGUACAGGAGCAAAAGCGAUAGAUCUACUGUUACAUGGCACUGAGGGGAGAGAAUCUGUCACUUGCCUGUUAAGGAGCGAGUCUCUGUGUGCCGUUUCAUUUUACCUGUGGCUCUGAUAUGUAAUGGUUUUCUGGUGUUGCCUCUAUUGCUUUAAUUCUCUUCACAAUAACAAGGUGUCUCUUCCAGUUCUCCUGAUGUUGAAACUGUGCUGUAGCAGUUGGCAGAGAGAUGUGUACUAGGCUAGAGGCACUCUCUUUUAAGACUAAGCUAUAGCUUUCUUGUAAUACUACUUAGCUUGCUGUCUUUCUGCCUUUGAAUACAGUUCUGAACUACAAAAAAUGGGCUUGCCAGGGGGUGGGAAGAAAUGUGAGGGCGUGGAACACAUACUGGGAAUUUCCCAGCAGCUGACAUAAGAAUUUGUUCUGAGUGCCAGUAGUUUGCAAUCAGCUCCUCCAAGAGUUUGCUGCUGACAAAACAGAGUUUCCUUUCCAAGGACAGUAGGGUUACGUGAUGGUGGCUGCAGGUUUUUACUUGCAUUUUUCUACUGUUUUGUUCUUGCUGCUGGUGGUCACUUGUACCCGUUGCUUGGGUACAAAAUGCAAAGAACAUGAAUAUCCCUUUGGUACAAAAUGCUGCAAGGACUGUGCACCUGGUGAAAGAAUGAGAAGCCGCUGCACAGCGACAACAGACACAGUCUGUGCCCCCUGUCAAGACAAUUACUUUAGCACUGAGCACAAUCACAACUUCUGUGGGAGUUGUACAGUCUGUAACACUAAGAAGGGAAGUGUGGAAGUGAAGAAGUGUGAGAAGACCUCUGACAGAAUUUGCAAGUGUAUUCCUGGUUACAUGCCAGAUACCAGAUUUGUACUGGGAAGUGUUUGCUUACUGUGCCCUGAAGGGUUUUAUUCUCCAGGAGGAAAUGAAAGCUGUCGGCCUUGGACCAACUGCAGUGCUAUUGGGAAAAAGACUCUUCGAGCAGGGACAAAAUCAGAUAAUGCUGUUUGCAGCGACAAUGUGACACAGCCAGCUACCUCUCAAAGUACAACACCUACUUUGCAUCUUUCCACUAACUACUACAGGAAUAAUACAUCGACUGCAGUGCCUUCACCCUCCAAACCCAGUGUGAACCCUUUUGUUGUUUGUCCGGAUGCGAACAGCCCCACAGGCACUAACUGGGGGUCUCUAUCACUUAUCCUGAUUUGUCUGAUACUGCUUGUGGUAUCUGGAAUAUCCAUUUUCAUGUUGAUUAUCCAAGCAGCCAAAAGAGAGAACAAGAGGAGGCCUUGCAGGGAUGACCAUCAAAAAAGGAGCUUUCGAAUUCCUAUCCAGGAAGAACAAGUUGACUCCAAUUCCAGUCUCAUAAAAAACUGAAUCCACAUCGCUUUACUGCAUCCUGCAUUUCUGAGCCAGUCGAUUGUAACGAAUGUGACAGAACUUUCAGUUGCUGUAUGUGUGGGUGGGUGUUAACCGUUCAAUUGUACUUCAGUUCCUUUGGGUCUCACUGAAUGGCCCUUAGGCAUCGUAGCUGUUCUUAGUGAGCCAUGAUUCCUUUCCCUUUGAUAGCUCCUACAUGCAGCGUCUCUGCUGCCAAGCCUGAGUUUAUACAGUCCUUUGUGCAUUUCUAACCAAUUAUAUAUGUAAUGGAAGCCUGUUGCCUUUGGAAAGCAGGAAGCCUUUCUGAAGCAUAAGCGAUAAUCGCUGAGCAGAUUGACAAACAGAAAAUCAAAAGACCUGCUUUAAUAACUCGACUUCUAUCUUGUCCUGCGACUUUGAGAUGCUAAGCGGAGCGCAUCUCAGUGCAGCCCCUUUGAGUGUUUCAGACUAACUCCCAGUGGAGUUCUUUGCCUUUUAGAUGGAGAAUCUCCACAAGUGAACCUAACCAGCUUUUUUUGUGCUUCCAUUUUUUCAGCUCUUUCGCUUCUCACUCAAAAUGAGUGGUAUAUGGCAUCUGUGCCUCCAGAGGCAGUUGUCACAGCUGCUAAUUCUGGUGGUGGUUUUUAAGUGACUGGUGAUAAAUGGCUAUUUAGUGCCACUUCUUUUCUUUUCUGCCUGUCUCUGAGGCAGACCCAUUGAGAAAAUGUCAUGUUAAGUAUUGAGCAGUAUCCCCAUAGACCAACAAAUAAGAAUUAUUCAUGACUUCAAAACAGCUCAAGAUAUCCAAUUGUUCAGAACAUCUAUAGACAUUCUCAUGUGCAUCAAAAGUAGAAUCUGUGUAAUUGCUGCCAGGGAAUGGUUUCUUCUUUUAGAAUGUUAUUAAUGGAAACUGUAGUUCCAAGUAUGGGGAAAGGCAGGAUACAACUUGUCUGUGCUUUAGACUUUGGAAGUUGCUGUGAAUAACUCAUGUUUUGUCUAUAAACUCUGUGCAGUCAGCAUACUUUUUGUUUCCUCUCUGUGGAUGUUCUGUUGUGCUGAACACCCUGGUGUGGCUGUCCUCAGCAAGGCUGCUUCAGUCGAGCUUCGACUUCGCUGCAGUAAAAUAGUUUAAACUGCUUUUGUGGGAUCUGAUUCCAAGUAAUGUGGAUGCAGGGAGAAACCCAGGAGCAAGCUUGGUUCCAGACAGUAGUUUGGAUCUGGGGAAAACCUUUUUUAUAUCUUAGAUUUAGUAGAUGUACAUGGGCAUGUAGAACUGCUGGUGAAUGAUAACUUAGCGAUAGUAACUCCCUGGAUGUUCACUUCUUAAUAAGAAGAGCUGAAUUUUUAACAGCACUGUGCAUAUGGCUCUACAAGGGUUGCAUUGUAGCAAAGGUGUAUGAAGAUCACAUCACAGUGGAUAGAUGCAUAUAAACCGUGCUUUGACUGCUUGUGUGGAUGCUCACCUUGAAUGUGCUGUCAAUGGAACCUCCAUUCAGAACUGAAGAAAUGUUCUUCACGUGGCUUGUGUGCAGUUGAAGCAGGCCUGGUUGUUUGCCUGCAUACUGUAUGAAAUGAAUUUUACUUCUGUUGUGUUUUUUUCUUCACAAGUUAAUCAGAAUCUGUCUUGGAGAGAACACUUUAGAUAGUACAUUGAAAAUGUAAUGCCUGAGGAAAAAACUGACAUGUUACUGUGGAUAGCUUUUGCUGUAAUUUAAAUACCUCAGUGUAAAAGUUUAAGUGAACUUGAAAUUUAUAUAAUGCAGAUUAUUUUUCACAUCAAAUACUCCUUAGUAGGUAACUUGUUAGAUGUAAUAGGUAUUUUAUACACACAGUAUUAAAGCAUAUGCCAAAGUAUGCAGAAGGAAAUGUAUUCAAGAAUACUGUUGAUUGUGGUUCAUGUUUUUAAACAUAUGUUUUGUUAUAUGUUAUACAUAUGGUAUACUUACUGGCUUCCUAUUUUGAAGUGCGUAUACGAUGUAUGUAAACAUUUGUAUUAUAUAUGAAAUAUAGUAGUGACUUUCAAAUAAAUUGUGGCAGUGGUUAGGUGCACGUG